CGAACCGGAGAGGACACUCCUUCACACGCUCGUUACAUCUCGUCGGCUCAUCAGCCUCUCUAAGAAGUCAGUCCAGCAUCCGCUCACAUCGCGCGCGCGGGUACACGCAGCUCGGUGGAUGUCGCGAUAUUCUACCAACGCACACGCAUAACACGUACUCGCAUUCGUUUCGCUCGUCCGUUCUCGCCGCCUCCCACUCACGACCACUUGACCGGAGCGAUCGUCGCAUGUUCAUGGACACGGCAUUCCAAACAUUACCGACAUCUCGCUUUUCUGGAUUCUGCGAACUGUGCCUCGCCCAUCACAUUCCGAUAAAUUGUCGGCGCAUCGACAUCUCUACAAAUGGACUCCGACAUGGCACGCCCGGUGAAGAGGCGGAAAUUGGUUGAUGCAAACAUUCGCUGUCCUCUGGAUAUUCCAUGCGACAUCCAGAACGAACACACCACCUCCGAGGCUCCUGCCCUGCUACCGACCGCACACACUGGACCGUCCACCACCAGCGAUGCGGUCAUAACGACUACGAGCACCGCCGUCGAAUUGGUGCAGGUUACGAGCACUGCCCUCGUGAAUGGUGGUGCAUUGCCCGUAUUACAAUCCGCAUUGACAGCCAUCGAGAACAAUGUGACUUCAAUAGCGGAUGUUGCCAUCAGUGCAGUCACCGCAGCGAUUCCAACUGUUUCUCUUUCAAUUGAGAUCAGUAUCGGAAACACGACCACUUACGCGGCGCCCAGCGUCACACCGACAUUGACCUCAAGCUUUGCGAGUGACAAUACUACCUCAACAGCAGCGACAACAACAACCGGCUUUAGUCCUGCAACCAUCACCUCAUCUACAGGUAACUCAACUACAUCAACUGGGACGAGAGGUAAAUCGAGUCUCCCACCGCAGACCACAUCUCGACCAAAUGCCACUACCACGGCACCAGUUCUCUUUUACAUUACGCUCCCGAACGGCGAAGUCAGGACACUCACCGAAUCUCGCUCUUCGUACACAACGCUCAUCGACGGUCGGACAUACACCAUUCCAGGUCUAUCGGAUAGCACGCUAUUGCUGACCGCCACUUCUUCCGACGACGCUUUUUCAAUAGCUACAGCUACUUCUUCCGAGGCGGACUCUAAUACAGUGGAGGAGACGUCCACUCCCGUCGUAGUACCUGCCGGCGCUGGCUGGACUGGCGGCCAUGGCGGCAUUCCGGCGAACACUGGCGUCGCCACGACUAGCUCCGGCUCGCCACCUGCAAACACCAGUCCUCCGGCUCCGAUUGCGCCGCCCGGAACCAUCGCUGGCGGUGUGGUAGGUGGUGCAGCUGGUCUUGCGGUGAUCGUAUUCAUUGCUAUGCUCUUUAUGCGUUGGUACCGGCGACGUGAUCAAUUCAGCGGGCAUCAGCAUCUGCCAUCGUCGAACGGUGGAGGCAGCACCAUGUCAAGAGGCUUCCUGGAUGAUGGGCCAGACGACGGCUCAGCAGCCGGUCAGCGUUACAACAUGUCCGAGCGUGCUGGGGUUAUGCCGCUGGUCGGCGCCCUUCCCGCGCUAUUCCGUCACCCUCACCGUAGCCUGGCGUCUACCACCUCGUCGACCGGGUCACCUGCAACCUCCGAACGUGGUUUCACUCGUGUUUCUGGCCGCAAACUUCCUUCACAAUUCAGUCCGGGCAUGUCAAGUUCGGAGCCGCUUCCGCCGGCGGCGCCACCGCUCCUCCUCGACACUUCCUUCACGGCUGCGCCAGUCAUCGGUGCAACAAUCGCUGCUCCUACGAACGCCCUCCGCAAAAGCCCGACCGCUCGACCCACAGUGCCGAAGCAUAACCCUUUCUCCUCCAGUCGCGACAGCACCGGACUGCUAUCCGCCAAUGGAGAUUACGAAGACGACCACUCCGAUGCCGAGGAUCCCGCUCGCAGGAACUCAUCACUCCCCCACGGCCACGACAACCCAGCCAUCUUCCCCGGCCCGCAGCGCCAAGCCACCCUCCACGAAGGAAGUCCCUACAUCCUCACCACCCCUCACGGGAGCGAAAUUGCCUUCGCCAACGACGAGGGCGCCGAGCCGACUCUCUCACCGCGCAAUCGCCAUCCAGCCUCUCCACCGCUCCCCUCCGCUGCAGGCACCCCUUCAUCAUCGCCUUCGAAUAACCUCUCGUCCAAAGCAUCGGCCGACUCUUCCUUUUAUCGUGCAUCCCUCACCCCGACGUUGAUGUCCUCAUCCUCAUCUUACUAUGACGAUUCGCAGUCGAUGAUGACGGUCACGGCGGGAAGUCUCUCGCGCGCGGGAUCCAAUCGGACGAGUCGUUUCACGGAGGAGAUGUGAAACCGGGGGCGCCCGUCCUCGCUCCUCUUUGUCGUUCUCCGUCUCGGUGUUCUCGGUCCGACGACGAGGAGCUUUCCGACUGAGUUCCUC
Molecule: messenger RNA, 2394 nt
Organism: Dissoconium aciculare CBS 342.82
Lineage: Eukaryota; Fungi; Ascomycota; Dothideomycetes; Mycosphaerellales; Dissoconiaceae
Exons: 3
Coding region: 343-2304 (653 amino acids)
Source: RefSeq, a predicted model, not a curated record